Molecule: messenger RNA, 3237 nt
Organism: Seminavis robusta
Lineage: Eukaryota; Bacillariophyta; Bacillariophyceae; Naviculales; Naviculaceae
Source: the annotation of a GenBank genome assembly
AUGCCCAAUAUUCGCCGGCGUUUUGCCGAUGACGAUGAUGAUGACCAAGUGGCAGACGAUGAUGAACCCACAUAUGGCGGCAGUGGCAAGAAUUUGAGAGUCAUGGGAGGAGCACGAGGGGGAGGAAAACAGUUGCGACCCGUCCAGCAAGAUGAUUCGGACGACGACGACGAAGAUGACAGUGAUGAAGAAGAAGAGGAACCAGCCAGCUACGCUCCCCGGGGAGGAGGCAAAGGCUUUCGACCAUCGGAAGAGGAAGAAGACGAGGAGGACGACGAUGACGACGAUGAUGAUUCCAGUGAAGAAGAAACACCACAACCCGUUCGAGUGGUACAGAGAUCGGGAGGAAAAGCUCUCGCCAUGAGACCACCAGAAUCCGAUUCGGACGACGACGACGAUGAUGAUGACGACGAUGAGGAAGAAGAGGAGGAAAAAGCACCCGAACCAAUUCGCCCGGCGCAACGUGGAGGUGGAAAAUCAUUUCCUAGCAUGGCUGCCAAUCGAGGAGGAGGCAAACAAUUGAGGCCAGCUCCUCAAGAUGAUGAUGACGACGACGACGAUGAUGACAGCAGUAGCUCGGGGUCAGAAGAUGAACAACCCGCCACGCAGGCAUUUCAAACGUCUUCGGGAGGUGGAAAACAACUUCGACCUCCCGCUCCACCAGCAGGAGGAAAACAAUUGCGACCCCAACCACCAGAAGAGAAAGAAAAACCAAAACCAGCACCAACAACCAUCAUGGGAGGGGGAGGCGGGAAACAAUUGCAGCGACAACCACCUUCGGAUGAUGAAGAGGAAGCACCACCACCACCUAGAACGACAAUCCAACCUGCUCCUGGAGGCGGAGGGAAACAUUUUAGGGCUGGUCCUCCUGGAGGAGGCAAACAGUUGAGACCAUCCAAAAAAGACAGCUCGGACGAAGACGAUGAUGAGGACGAAUCUUCAGACGACGAUGAUGACUCGGAUGAAGAAUUCGAGGAUGAGGACGAAAAACCCAAAAAGAAACCGGCUGCGGUUGUGCAACGACCAGGUGGAGGCAAAAUGCUACGACGAGCGGAACCAGAGCCCGAAAAGGAGCCCGAAAAACCAAAGCCGGCUCCUGCUCCGGCCCCCGCGCCUGCUCCCAAACCUGUUGCCAAAAAACCAGCCCCCAAACCUGCCGCCAAAAAGAUAAAGAAGAAACCAGAUUCAGACGACGAGGAUGAAGAGGAAGAUGAAAUGGAAGAAUCGGAGGAAGAAGAGGAGGAGGAGGAAGAAGAAGAAGAACCCGCUGCAGAAGAGGAAGAAGAAAGUGACGAUGAGAGCAGUGAGGAAGAAAUGGAAUUGGAUAUGGAAACUUUCGAUACGCAGACGUUGGUGAAGGACGAAGCGGAUCGGAAGCAUUUGGAUUCCCUUCCAGAAUUGGAGCGUGAGGCCAUUCUUGGUGAACGUUUUGAAAAGCUCAAAGCAGAGCAGGAUAUGAAAAAGGCGCUUCGCGAAUCGAAGCGUAAAAAGCGUGAUGAAAAGGGCGCGAAACCAGCCACUCGUACUUCCAAGAGAAAGGCUGCUGAAACCAAGCCAAAGGCCAAACCUCCACCCAAGAAAAAGCCCAAACCGGCAGAACCAGAGCCCGAACCGGAACCGGAAGAAGAAGAAGAGGCGGAACUACCCGACACUAGUAACGACGCCGAAAUCGCCGCGAAAUUGGCAGGAGACCCGAGGGGAAGUGGGAGAAAUCGUGAUGCCACCGGGUCCAAAAACAAGAAGACACUUGCAUUGGCCAAGCUCCGAGAGGAGCGAAAGAGCAUCUUGGAUUCCAAAAAGGAUGAUUCGGAGGAAAGCGUUUCUGACUUUGGGGAUGACGACGAUGAUUCGGAUGACGACUACGAUGAAGAAGGCGCUGCCAAGCCAUGGCAGCAGAAGAAGUCCAAAUCUACUGUGUCACGCCUGGACCAACUGGAUUCAGAUGAAUCGGCGGACGAGGGAGACGCCAAGAAGAAGGAUUCAGGCCCAUCGUCGGAUGCUCCACCUGCCGAGCUGGAAGAUUUUUCCAAGGUCACAAUACCACGACGUCGACUGGCACGAUGGUGCAAUGAACCGUUCUUCAUUGAAGCGGUACAAGACAGUUUUGUUCGUUUGUUUUUGGGAGAAGACGACAAUGGGGAGAAGGUAUACCGUCUGUGUCAGAUCGUGGAUGUGACCAAAGGCGAGAAAACUUAUAAAUUUCCAACAGCGAAUCGAAGAGAAAAGCCGAUUUCAACGGACAAGUUGCUCACGCUCAAGGUUGCUGACAAUCAGAAGGAAUUUCCAAUGUACUUGGUCUCGGAUGCUCCCCCCACAGAGCAAGAUGUUGCCAAAUACGUCUCCAUGCAGAAGAACCAUCGCAAGGAAAUCAUAACCAAACGACAAGCCAACAAGUUACGCCGAAAGCAAGAUGAGCUAGUCAACAAUUACACGUACACGACACAAGAUAUCGAGAAGAACAUCGAGGAACGCAAGAAGAAGGGAAUGACGCUUGCGAACUUGGGUUUGGAACAAACAAAGGCUGCCAUUGUCGUUCAGGGAGCCAAAGAUUCUCUGAUGGAGGCCAAGCGUGCUUUAUCGGAUGCCAGAAAGGCCAUUGAUCGAUCGACAUCAGCGGAUACCUUUAAGUUGAAUGAAAAGCUGAAGGAAUGCCAAAGCAAUGUUAAAAAGCGCGAGAAAGAGCUACAACAAUUCAAAGAGGAGGAGCAGGCUGUCAAAGACCAAGUGCGGGAGCGCAAACGUCGCCUUGCUCAAAGGUCAAAGGACAGGAACUGGGCCAAAGUUAAUAGGCGCAAUGUCAACAAAAAUCAGCGAACUGACUUUGAAGUUUCGCAAAAGGAGAAGGAGGCUGCGGCAAAGAAGGCCUCGUCCACUGUCAAGGAGAAGUUCAAUCCAUUUGCUCGGCGUAAAGUCAAGCCCAAGAUUCUGUGGAAGGUCGGGCAGGCUGACGAGCAAGAGGCGCCAGAAUCUAAGGAGGAAGAAAAGAAAGAUAGUCGCGGAGAAGCUGAUGAAGGCAAACCGAGCGCGAUGGAAAUCGCCACCAGUAUGGUACAGGAGCAGCAAUUGCAAGAUGCCAUCAAUCAAAGUCAUCAAUUCACAAUCGACGAAGAAGUUCUGGCUCAGAGUGGCAAUGGGCUCACUCGUUUAGAGUCUCAACGGCGUCGAAAGAAGGCGAGAGUUCGCAAGGGAAUUAGCUUGGCCGAUUAUCUCGAUCAAAAGGCGAAGGGGACGCUAUGA